AUGCUAUUCAGACUUCUCGUCCUCAGAUCGACUUGGUGGCCACUCUCACAGGCAGCAACAGUCAAGGGCUUUCUUCUCAUUUUUCGGAGUCAACUUCACGCCAGUCGGAUCACCCAGGCAUUCUUCGAGGCUCCUCUCCGCCUAAACUACAUGCCCUGCUUCAAGGUUACACUGCAUGCUAAAGGUACAGUGCAAAAUCCGACGGCUGUUUCCGGUUUAGCCGCAUCGUCUGUCAGACCCGCCCUAGGUGAGCGUGGGUCUGAAUUUUAGACCUGGGUGCAGCUUAUCGUUGA
Molecule: messenger RNA, 293 nt
Organism: Spirometra erinaceieuropaei
Lineage: Eukaryota; Metazoa; Platyhelminthes; Cestoda; Diphyllobothriidea; Diphyllobothriidae
Source: the annotation of a GenBank genome assembly